This is a messenger RNA of Amphimedon queenslandica, 396 nucleotides long. RefSeq names its product EGF-containing fibulin-like extracellular matrix protein 1. Gene Ontology annotation, molecular function: calcium ion binding. Bases 82 to 396 code for a protein of 104 amino acids. The record is from RefSeq and is a predicted model, not a curated record. NCBI's taxonomy places the organism in Eukaryota, Metazoa, Porifera, Demospongiae, Haplosclerida, Niphatidae. The transcript has 4 exons.
AUGACACAUCAAAAGAAAUAACCAAUGCCAAAGUAGUGAUUAUAUACUUAUAUUUAGAUAACAAUGUAAUAAUAGAUAUUGAUGAAUGCAAUAAUACAAAUGGUGGUUGUCAGCAGUUGUGUACAAAUACAUUUGGAAGCUAUUAUUUGUUCCUGUAAUACUAGCUUUAAUCUAAGACACAACUCUUUCUGUGCAGAUGUUGAUGAGUGUUCUACUGGUACCAAUAAUUGUAGUCGCAAAUGUGUCAAUGAAAUUGGCUCAUUUCACUGUGAGUGUUUAUCUGAUGAGGUAUUGUCUGAUGAUAGAGUUAGUUGUAAAGUAGCUGGUGGUACUUCAAAUGCCAAUCAACUGCAUGCCUCCAUUCACGUUCAUCAUAAUUAUGAGGAAGUGAUAUAA